AUGGCAACUACCAAAAAACAAAGAUUCCAGACGUUGUUCAGAGAUGAUGCAUCAGAUGAUAACAAUAAAAUCGAACUCUUCUCCCCCCUCGAGUCUCAGCAACAGACCGAGAUCACAGCAUUCAACACUAUCUCUCAAUCCAAUGUCGUUCCUCUGAGAAAGCUGAAACAAUGGCCUCGAGCUGUCAUAUGCCCUGCCUGUCGAGAACUCUCUCUGACCCGAGUUGAGCGCAAAAUCUGUGGCGGUACACAUGCCAUGGCUGCAUUGAUGUUUGCAUGCACUAUCGUUGGGGGCCCUCUUUCGUAUAUCGGGAAUCAGUGGAAAAAUACUGAGCAUUACUGUUGCAGAUGUAACCGCAGACUGGUGACCUGGCACUUCAGCUCUGGGACUGAGAUUCAUGUUUGGUGA
Molecule: messenger RNA, 408 nt
Organism: Fusarium proliferatum ET1
Lineage: Eukaryota; Fungi; Ascomycota; Sordariomycetes; Hypocreales; Nectriaceae
Exons: 2
Coding region: 1-408 (135 amino acids)
Source: RefSeq, a predicted model, not a curated record